Messenger RNA from Oenanthe melanoleuca, 3827 nucleotides. RefSeq names its product vestigial like family member 4 (gene VGLL4). The record is from RefSeq and is a predicted model, not a curated record. Gene Ontology annotation, biological process: negative regulation of DNA-templated transcription. The transcript has 5 exons. NCBI's taxonomy places the organism in Eukaryota, Metazoa, Chordata, Aves, Passeriformes, Muscicapidae. Gene Ontology annotation, molecular function: transcription coactivator binding. The coding region runs from base 423 to 1295 and encodes 290 amino acids.
GCCGGGCCCUGCGCUGCACAAAGCGGCGGCGCCUGCGCGGGGCGGGCCGGGCUGUGAGGGCAGCGGGCUGGGAGCGGGGCCCGGCGGGCAGUGCCGGCCACUGCCGCUGUCAGCGCAGCGGGCUGCGCGCUGCUCCCUGCCUGCCCUGCCCCGCCGAUCGCGCUUCGCUUUAACGCUCUUAGUUUUUAAAUUUUUUUUUUUUUUUAAUUAUUUUCUUUAAACUUGGAGGAACGCUUGGGAAGCCCCCGCACGGCUCCGCUCCCGCCCCGCAGCGCGUUGCCCUCGCACUCCCCGCGCUGCCGGAGCCGCUCCCCCUUCCCGAGCCGCUCCAGGCUGGGCCUCGGCUGGGCUCUGGAAGCCGGGAGCGCCUCGGCACCGUCUGCCUCCCCUCCCGGAGCCGCUCCUCCCCGCCAGCCCGAUAAAUGCUGUUUAUGAGGAUGGACCUGUUGAACUACCAGUACUUGGACAAGAUGAACAACAAUAUCGGCAUCCUGUGCUACGAAGGUGAAGCGGCGCUGAGAGGGGAGCCCCGAAUGCAGCCCCUGCAAUCCCCCGCGCUCAGCAACCACCGCACGGGCCCGCCGCCCAUCAGCCCCAGCAAGAGGAAGCUCAGCAUGGACCAAGGGGACGAGGAGCUGGACUGUGAGAGCGACCACGUCUCCAAAAUGAGCCGCAUGUUCAACCCGCAUCUCAAGACUGCCAACGGGGAUUACCGGAAGGAGCACCGGGAGCGGAGCCGCAGCCCCAUCGAGCGGGCGGCUGCCCCCACCAUGAGCCUCCACGCCAACCACAUGUACGCCUCCAUCCCCAGCCUGAGCAUGGAGCAGCCCCUCGCACUGACCAAAAACAGCGUGGAUGCAGCCAGGACAGUCGGCAUCUCCCCCAGCCUGAGCAGCGUGGAGCGGCAGCAGAACCGUCCCUCUGUGAUCACCUGCGCUUCUGCCAACAACCGCAACUGCAACCUGUCCCACUGCCCCAUCGCCCACAGCGCCUGCUCGGGGGCUGCCUACAGGAGACCCUCCAGCUCCAGCGCCGCGUGUGACCCGGUGGUGGAGGAGCACUUCCGCAGGAGCCUGGGCAAGAACUACAAGGAGCCGGAGCCGGCGGCCAACUCGGUGUCCAUCACGGGCUCGGUGGACGAUCACUUCGCCAAGGCGCUGGGGGACACGUGGCUGCAGCUGAAGGCGGCCAAGGACGGCGCGGGCGGCAGCCCCGAGGCGGCGGCGCGGCGCGGCCGGGCCUCGCCCUCCUCGCACAUGCUGAGCCACAGCCACUCGCCCUCCGUGCUCUCCUGAGACCGCCCCGCCUGCGACCUGCCUGCGGAGCGGCAGCGGCUGCCGUGCCGGGAGGAGGGCUCCAGCGCCUGCUUCGGGCUGCUCACCGCCUCGGGCUUCUGUUUGGAAAAGGGUGCCCUUAAAGAUGAUAGCAGGAACUAUUUCAUAAAGAUUCAUAUGAUGUAGCAUCCUUUUUUUUCCUGCCUCAAUUACCAAAGAAACCUCUGAUGCAAAUCUGCUGCCCCCUAAAAAAGUAAUGCACGCUAAUCCACAAAAGCCAUUACACUUAGUUGGUUGACCCAAGUGCUUUUUUUUUUUUGCUUUUCUUAGCUUCUCAAGACUAGAAUUUGUCUGGUUUGCCUACAUUGCUUUUUUUUUUUUUUUUUUUUUUUUUUCCCUCUGUGAAGUAAUUUUGUAUGUAUAUACUUGAAAAGAACUGUCAUGUAUGAUUUGCACUAUUGGAGGAGGACUGAAGUUGCACAGCAACUUUCUGGAAGAGCUAAUAUUUUGAGGGCAAACUGCUGAAAAAAGGGUUUAAGGAUGACAUUUCUACCAGUUUGAUUUUUCUUAGAGCAAAACAGCUUUGGAAGGGGAAGUCUCAUACAGGUUAUAGGUCUUUCUCUCUUUAGAUUUCAGGUGCUUAGUGCUUGCAACUGGACUGCAUAAUUUACAGAACACGGGCAUUUUUUCCUAAACACUGCAGUUUGUUAGACUAGAGCUGAGGUUGGAGGGUUCCAUAGUGCUUAACGAUGCAUGUUUUAUGAAAAAUAGCUGGUAUCUAUUAAUGUAUAGACAGUAAGAAUCAUAAUACUUAUUAGCUUCUCUUCAGAAUUAGUUUAUUUUUGUCAGUAACAACCCUAGAUAUACUUACUGCUGGUACAGUUGUACUCUAUGAUAUUUGUAUUUGCUAUUCACUUUAGUGGCAGCAGCAGCGAGGGCAGCUCAGGACAGGCCUCGUGCAGCACUGCUGCUUCACAGGGAUCUGCUUCCCAAACCCCAGUCUGUGUAAUCCACCCUGAACUAGCUGCAGGAACUGCUACCCUUACGGAUCUUGGCUGGACAACAGAUUGUUACAGUUGGUGAAAGACCAUCUUUCAGCUUGUUUAUUUUAUUUUGGUUUUUUUAAGCCUAUCCAUCAGCCUACGCCAAGUCGCAGCAUACAUUCCUCCAGUAGGUUUUAUACAGGUAUUACUGCAUUUAUUAUCAUUUGCUAUAUUAAUAGCUACUAACUAGAGAUUAGGCAGUAGAGGCAGGCAUAAAACCACAGCUGUGCUAGUGCUAAGAGCUUUUCUUCUUGUUAAGUGUAACUACUCUCCCCAGUACAUUCCAUCUUCCCAGGACAGCUGCAGCCAGGCCUUGGUUUUUAUCCUGGGCUCCCUGAAAGGAUGGGCUCAGUGUAGGAAGUGAGCACUGGUUGGAAGAUGAGCUCCACGUGAUGUAUUAUGGACUAUGUUACAGUAUUGGGUCCAUUGUGGCUUUUAUUUUAUGCUUUUUGGUUUCUUUUUUUUAAAGUUAAGCUAUUUAAUUUGGAAAAGGUGCAGGGUAGAAAGAGAUUGGGAGAUUGGCUCUUACUCUUGGUGAGAAGGUGGCUGCUCAGUUUUCUUUAAAAAAAUGAAAAAAAACCCACAAAAAAAACCCAACCCAACACCUAAGCCCCCCAGUUUUACACAUUUCACUACCAUCUUACUGGGUAGUCAAUGCUUCCUUGCUUUGGCAUUCAGUACCCUACUUUCUGUAGGAAGAUUGUUAAAAGAACACUUUUUUAUAUAGGUAACUUUAAGACCAUCGUUACGCUGUGCGUAAAGAAUGUACAGAGAAAUUUGUAGGUAUUUUUUGAGGAACAAUUAAUUUGUUAAUGAUAUGUAGCUAUUUAAUUUUUCCCUUUCCUUUAUUGUAAUCAUUCUUUUUUUUUUUUUUUUUUGUUUGGAGAAAAAAGUUGAUCUUUUUUUUUUGUUGUAGAUUUGUCUGUAAUACAGUAAAAAGUGCAGGAACACAGUUAUUCUAUGAGGACACUGCAUUAGCAUUAAUAGCCACUUGUUUGUUAUUGCUACAGGCUACUGAGCAGUAUAACAGUCAAUACUAAUACUGUAGAUGGACUCUGUGGAAAAUGUGACUCCUCUAUUUCUUUGUAAACACAAAUAAGAUAAUGUUUUUAAAGCUAAUAUUUUCAAUAAUAGCUCUUUUACAAGGUUACAUUUACUUAUCUGAGAUAGGUAAAUGGAUUUGAGGGCAAUAAAGAUUUAAUGUGCUAUGUCCAGUCUAACAGAUACUGGACACAACAAUGUCAUGAAAGCCAAAGGGUUGGGGGGAGGUGGAAGGACACUAAACUGAACUCACCAUCACGAGAUGUGGUGAAGUUUCUUCACAGAGCCAGGUUCUUAUCUACAGUUCAGUUUGAAAGAUUCUCUCUGUGUUUGUAAAUCUGUAAUAUACCAUUCUUUUGUGGCCUUGUUUCACCUGGAAAAAAAAAAAAAAAAAAGGUUUGGCAGGCCAUCUUUUUUUUUUGUACUUAAAAAGUAGCCUUAAAGAACAAUAAAGUGCUCUUAAAUCACA